Naegleria fowleri is the source of this 1854-nucleotide messenger RNA. RefSeq lists its product as uncharacterized. Gene Ontology annotation, molecular function: hydrolase activity. The record is from RefSeq and is a predicted model, not a curated record. NCBI's taxonomy places the organism in Eukaryota, Heterolobosea, Eutetramitea, Acrasida, Naegleriidae. The coding region runs from base 1 to 1854 and encodes 617 amino acids. The transcript has a single exon. Gene Ontology annotation, biological process: nucleotide catabolic process.
AUGUUCCACUACUGGAAGUGUACUUCUGCCAUUACACAAUUUUCAAACCAUUCCUCUCAACAACAAUUACUUGUUCCUUCCUCCUUCAUUCGUUCAUCCUCAACUCGGAAAUAUUACCAUACAACUGCUACUAUGACUAGUACCUCAUUACCACCUUUGGAGAAUAAUCAUGUAACGAAUGAUAGUAGUACUCCUACUACUCACUCGGAGAAAGUCGUUAAACCAAUUUCCAUUCUCAUGAUUAAUGAUGUCUAUGAAUUCAACGAAUCGCCUGAUGAUGGCGUCGGAGGUUUUAUUGGACUUUUAAAAUUACUCAACAAACACAUUCGACAUGAAAGGAGGUUAGGACAUCCAACCAUUGUUACAAUUAAUGGCGAUUUUCUCUCAGCUGGUCUCUUGUCAAAUUCAUAUAAGGGUAAACACAUGAUUGAUUUAUUCAAUAUCAUGCCAAUUGAUUUAGUAACAAUUGGAAAUCAUGAUUUUGAUUAUGGUUUAGAUGUGUUGCUCCAAAGAGUGAGAGAAUCCAAUUUCAAAUGGAUUUGUUCCAAUGUAGAGUUAUUAGAUCAAUCAUUUAAGAAAUGUUGUGAAGUGAGUGCAAAUACAGUCGAUGCAGAACCACCUCCUGAAAGUGAAGUUUUACUUCACAGAAAGCAUGUUAUGACUUUUCCAUUGAAUAAUAACGAGUUGAGAGUUGGAUUCUUUGGAAUUUUAACUCCUCAAACCUCCAUUUUAACAAAUGGGCUCAAAAAUGAUAUGCAUCGAAUUAAUAUUCAUCCUGUUAUGGAAGUUGCCAAGAAGAUGUGUGUCGAGUUGAAGCAUAUUGAUAAGUGUGAUUUAAUCAUUUGUUUAUCUCAUUUGGAUAUGAAAGAAGAUUUAGAAUUAAGUAGCGUCAAGUACUUGGAUGUUAUUCUUGGAGGACAUACCCAUUAUCCAUUUAUAGAAAUUAAUAAUACCAACAAUACUCUCAUUGUUAAAAGUGGAUCAGAUGCCAAAUACGUUGGUAAAAUGUCGCUUGUUGUUGAAAAAUCACAACGCAAUCAAUAUCACACUAAGAUUUAUGUGGACAAUGUAGGACUUAUUCUCAAUAGAGACAGUAAUGAAACAUCUCACUUUGAACAAGAUGGAGAUGAAACGGUUUUAAAGAUGAAAAAUCUCAUUCAACAUUUAAAUUCACAAAUUCCUAAGGAUGCCUAUGAUGUUCUCGCUGUGUGCGAAAGUCCUCUAAGUUCAGCUACAAGUAAUUGUCGAUUUAGAGAAUCCACGUUUGGAAAUUUGGUUUGUGAUAUUCUCAAGGAAGCAUACAAUGCUGAUUUAGCUGUAUUCAAUGGCGGUGGAAUUCGAGGAGAUAAAACCUAUGCCAUUGAUUAUCAUAUGAAAGUUAUUGACGUUAUGAGAGAGUUUCCACUCAUUAAUGAGACGCUAGCAGUCACCAUCAAAGGAAAAUACAUUCGAAAAUUUGUCGAGUUGUGUUUGGCACCUAUGACUGAAUCAGGUGGAUAUGCUUCUGGACUCUAUCCACAAGUCUCAAAAGGAGUACAAAUUAUUUAUGAUAGAACGAGAGAACCCAAUCAAAGAAUUGUGUCCUUUGAGAUUAAUGGAAAACCACUAGAGGAUGACAAGUAUUAUAAAUUUGCAACUACAAAUUAUUUAUUAGAGGGAGGAUUAGAUGGAGAAAAUUGGUUGAAAUUCUAUACCUAUGAUAAUGAAGAUCGAAUUAAGAUUAAUACUGAUGACAAGUAUUACAUGACUAGUCUAGUCGAGGUCAUUAAGGAAGAGUUGAGAAAAAUGGGAAAAAUCAAUGUUUGUUUAGAGAAUCGAACGAUGGAUGUGAAUAGUGAACGAGAAGAGUCGUAA